This is a messenger RNA of Bradysia coprophila, 1060 nucleotides long. RefSeq names its product zinc metalloproteinase nas-4-like. Gene Ontology annotation, biological process: proteolysis. Gene Ontology annotation, molecular function: zinc ion binding; metalloendopeptidase activity. NCBI's taxonomy places the organism in Eukaryota, Metazoa, Arthropoda, Insecta, Diptera, Sciaridae. The record is from RefSeq and is a predicted model, not a curated record.
UGGCAGUAAUUGCACUAGCAAAGUACUAUCGUUACAGCAGUUGAACUAUGCAUUUUAGAGUGAAACUUGUUGUAGCAGCUUUGACUGCUUCGAUAAACGUUAUAUUAGCCGGUCCAUUGUACAGUGCCGAUGGUGUAUUUCCAUCCGGAAACGAUUUUGUUGAGAAUUGCGAAAUUAUCGAAACUCAAUUCGCGAAUGAGGACUUGAAUUCAAAGCGAACGGGGCUAAUACACACUAUGUACAGAUGGCCAAAUAACACGGUUGUGUAUAACAUGGACAGUCCUCCAUUUGAACGAUCUGAGAUAGAUCUGGUGGAACGCUCCCUGAAAGCCAUUGAGGACGUAACAUGCGUUAAAUUUGUGAAACGAACCGAUGAGGAUUACUUUGUUAAUCUGACUGCUAACAGUGGAUGCUCAUCUCAGGUUGGAUACCAAACGAAAUUUCAGAAUGGACCGCAAAUAUUGAAUUUGAGUAGACAGGGCUGUUUGUACACAGGUACAAUCAUUCAUGAAUUCUUGCACACUCUGGGAUUCUAUCACUCCCAGUCUGCACCAAAUCGAGACAACUAUGUUACGAUCAAUUGGGAAAACAUUCAGAAAGGGAAAGAGAAUAAUUUCGUCAAGUACGGAGCGAACAGUGUUACCGAUUUCGACAUCGAGUAUGACUUGCUUAGCAUUAUGCAUUACGGUGCAUUCUAUUUUUCAGCGAAUCUGGAACCGACAAUUGUACCGCACGAUUCUGCAUUUAAGGAGCUGAUUGGACAAAGAAAAGGGCUUAGUGAAAAAGAUAUCGCUCGGAUCAAUAAGAUGUAUAAUUGCAACUAAAUCCACAGGUCAGGUCAGGGUUGACCUGAAAUAGAAAUUGACUUUGACCUGACCUGAGUUUUCAGGUCAUGACCCGUAAUAACCCGAAAUGACCUGAAAUUGAAUUUCCGAAAAAAUCAAAGUCGUUAAUCCGAAAUACAGUUUAGUAAUUACAAAAAAUUAAUCGUUUAACUCGACGUUCGUUAUAAUUCCCUUUUCAAUUGCCUCAGUCGCAUGAGUCGUGAUUUCUUGUCCUU